This is a messenger RNA of Cariama cristata (Red-legged seriema), 521 nucleotides long. RefSeq names its product transmembrane and coiled-coil domains 1 (gene TMCO1). The record is from RefSeq and is a predicted model, not a curated record. NCBI's taxonomy places the organism in Eukaryota, Metazoa, Chordata, Aves, Cariamiformes, Cariamidae. Gene Ontology annotation, cellular component: endoplasmic reticulum membrane; endoplasmic reticulum; cytoplasm. Gene Ontology annotation, biological process: endoplasmic reticulum calcium ion homeostasis. Gene Ontology annotation, molecular function: calcium channel activity. The transcript is spliced from 6 exons. The annotation marks the transcript as partial.
AGGUAUUUACUUAUCUAGUUACUUGCCGAGUAUUUGUUUCAGGUAUAACUUGGGUGCUGGUAUACCGAACAGACAAAUACAAGAGAUUAAAGGCUGAAGUGGAAAAACAGAGCAAGAAAUUGGAAAAGAAGAAGGAAACAAUAACGGAAUCAGCAGGCCGACAGCAGAAAAAGAAAAUAGAGAGACAAGAAGAGAAGCUGAAGAAUAACAACAGGGAUUUGUCAAUGGUUCGGAUGAAAUCCAUGUUUGCCAUUGGCUUCUGCUUCACUGCCUUGAUGGGAAUGUUUAACUCCAUAUUUGAUGGCCGAGUGGUAGCAAAGCUUCCGUUUAUCCCUCUUUCGUACAUCCAAGGUCUCUCCCACCGCAACCUUCUGGGUGAGGAUUACACCGACUGCUCGUUCAUCUUCCUCUACAUUCUCUGCACGAUGUCAAUCAGACAAAACAUCCAGAAGAUGCUUGGUCUUGCUCCUUCCCGGGCUGCCACCAAGCAAGCUGGGGGCUUUCUUGGCCCGCCACCUCAG